GGACCUCCGGGCUGCGGGGUAUGGCAAACGCCAGCAUGAGUGGGUAGCCUCAGAAACCAGUCCCGGGCCAGCGCCCUUUCUUCUUUUUCUGGGUCAGGCGGCCCCGGGCGCCCGGGCUCCGGAGCUCGAUUUUGAGAUGUCUCGGGCGUGGGUCGUUGGGAGCCGGAAGUCCAGAGCUGGACGUUGAGACGUCAGUGAAUGUUAAAUUACGCCUAAUAUGAUGCCACGGAAUAAUCUGGAAGCCUCUACUUGUAAAAUGGCAGAGUCAUUUAAUUUUGAGAAGAAGGAAAGCAAGCCCCCGCCCCAGGACCCUCUCAGAAGUCCUGUAGCUCAGCACAACCACCCCAGCUUCAGGCUGAAGAGCCCAGAGAACGGAAAUGCAAAGAACAACUUCUUGCUUUGUGAACAAAACAAACAGUAUUUAGCUAGUCAGGAGGACAAUUCCGUGGUCUCUUCAAACCCUGCCGUUGUCAAUGGAGAAGUAGGUGGGUCCAAAGGAGACAGGAAGCCGUCACCAACAGGAAAUCCAGUGUCACCAUUAAGUCUUGGAAAGAGUUCACCUCCUAACCAAGUAAAAACUAAGCCCAGCAAUAAUGUGACUCCUGAAAAAUCAAAAAAAUCUCACAAGUUGUAUGAGAAUGCCUUGUCCGUAAAUAAUCCAGCACUCUUCAACUCUUUAGGACCACCCCUUCGGUCGACAACCUGCCAUCGCUGUGGCCUGUUUGGGUCUCUGAGGUGCUCCCAGUGCAAGCAGACGUACUACUGCUCCACAGCGUGCCAGAGGAGAGACUGGUCUUCCCACAGCACCAUCUGUAGACCUGUACAGCAAAGUUUGAACAAGCUUGAAGAUAAUAAAUCACCAUUUGAAACAAAGGCCAUUGAAGUGAAGAGUGAGGUUGACUGUCCCCCGGGAGUUACUAAAGAAAUAACAGCGGGUGCUGAGAGAGUAAUGUUCUCUGAUUUGAGAAGUCUCCAACUCAAGAAAACCAUGGAGAUAAAGGGUACAGUUACUGAGUUCAAGCACCCGAGUAACUUUUAUGUCCAGUUGUAUUCUUCAGACGUUCUAGAAAACAUGAACCAACUCUCCACGAGCUUGAAGGAGACAUAUGCAAAUGUGGUGCCUGAAGAUGGUUAUCUUCCUGUUAAGGGGGAAGUUUGUGUUGCCAAGUACACGGUUGAUCAGACCUGGAACAGAGCCAUAGUACAAGCCGUGGAUGUGCUGCAGAGGAAGGCCCACGUCUUGUACAUUGACUAUGGGAACGAGGAGAUGAUCCCGAUAGACAGCGUUCACCCGCUGAGCAGAGGCCUUGACUUGUUUCCUCCUUCCGCCAUAAAGUGCUGUGUGUCAGGCGUCAUUCCCACCGCGGGCGAGUGGAGUGAAGGAUGUGUUGCAGCUGUUAAGGCCCUUCUGUUUGAGCAGUUCUGCUCUGUCAAGGUCAUGGACAUCUUAGAGGAGGAGGUACUCACCUGUGCCGUUGACCUUGUUCUUCAGAGCUCAGGAAAGCAGCUGGACCAUGUGCUGGUGGAAAUGGGGUAUGGAGUGAAACCCAGUGAGCAGAGCUCCACGGAGCGGAGUAUGGACCACAGUGCAUUGGAGGACGUUGGAAGAGUGACAGCUGAGAACAAGAUUGUGACAGACAGAAAUGCCCUGAUCCCCAAAGUGCUGACUUUGAAUGUGGGUGAUGAGUUCUGUGGCGUGGUUGCCCACAUCCAGACACCAGAGGACUUCUUUUGUCAGCAGUUGCAGAGCGGCCACAAGCUUGCGGAGCUUCAGGAAUCCCUCAGUGAAUACUGUGGCCAUGUGAUUCCACGCUCUGACUUUUAUCCAACCAUUGGGGAUGUGUGCUGUGCUCAGUUCUCAGAGGAUGAUCAGUGGUACCGCGCCUCGGUUCUGGCCUAUGUUUCUGAAGAAUCUGUCCUGGUUGGAUAUGUCGAUUAUGGGAACUUUGAGAUUCUCAGUUUGAAAAGACUUUGUCCCAUAAUUCCAAAGUUGUUGGAUUUGCCGAUGCAAGCUCUAAAUUGUGUGCUGGCAGGCGUGAAGCCAUCAUUAGGAAUUUGGACUCCAGAAGCUGUGUGUGUCAUGAAAGAGAUGGUACAGAACAGGAUGGUCACAGUGAGAGUGGUGGGCAUGCUGGGGACCAGGGCCCUGGUGGAGCUCAUCGACAAGUCGGUGACUCCUCACAUCAGCACUUCUAAAGCUCUCAUAGACUCGGGCUUUGCCAUCGAAGAAAAGGACGUAGUGGCAGAUAAAGGCAGCAGUAUGCACACAGCCAGUGUUCCCUUGGCCAUAGAAGGACCAGCAGAGGCGUUGGAGUGGACGUGGGUGGAGUUCACUGUUGACGAGACAGUGGAUGUGGUGGUCUGCAUGAUGUACAGUCCCGGGGAGUUCUACUGCCACUUUCUUAAAGACGACGCCUUAAAGAAGCUUGAUGACUUGAAUCAGUCCUUAGCAGACUACUGUGCACAAAAGCCGCCCAAUGGCUUUAAGGCAGAGAUAGGGCGGCCUUGCUGUGCCUUUUUUUCAGGUGACGGCAACUGGUACCGGGCUCUAGUCAAGGAGAUCUUACCAAGUGGGAAUGUUAAAGUACACUUUGUGGAUUACGGAAAUGUUGAAGAAGUUACCACAGACCAACUCCAGGCGAUAUUACCACAGUUCUUACUACUUCCAUUUCAGGGGAUGCAGUGCUGGCUAGUAGAUAUACAGCCCCAAAACAAGCAUUGGACAAAAGAGGCCAUAGCAAGAUUUCAAGCAUGUGUUGUGGGGCUCAAACUCCAAGCCAGAGUUGUGGAAAUCACUGCGAACGGCGUGGGCGUGGAGCUCACCGAUCUUUCCACUCCCUACCCCAAAAUCAUUAGUGAUGUGCUCAUCACAGAGCAGUUGGUCUUAAGGUGUGGUUCACCACAGGACUCACUGAUGAACAGACAUGCUUAUCAACAGAACCAGAUCGACAGCCACGGGGUGCAAGCCAGCCUUUCAGCAAAGCAGUGGAAGACAAUGGAAUUGCCAGUUAACAAGACUAUAGCAGCAAAUGUACUAGAGAUCAUAAGCCCAGCCUUGUUCUACGCCAUCCCCAGUGAAAUGUCAGAAAAUCAAGAAAAGCUGUGUGUGUUAACGGCUGAAUUGUUAGAACACUGUAAUGCUCAGAAGGGCCAGCCAGCCUACAGACCACGGACAGGAGACGCGUGCUGUGCUAAGUACACAAAUGAUGACUUCUGGUACCGGGCCAUUGUUCUGGAAACGUUGGAAUCCGAUGUGAAAGUUCUCUACGCAGAUUAUGGAAACAUCGAAACACUGCCUCUUUCCAGAGUGCAGCCCAUCCCAGCCAGCCACCUGGAGCUGCCCUUCCAGAUCAUUAGAUGCUCACUAGAGGGGCUGAUGGAGCUGAAUGGAAGCUGUUCGCAGUUAGUGAUGGAGCUGCUGAGAAAUGCCAUGCUGAACCAGAGUGUGGUUCUUUCCGUGAAAGCCAUUUCAAAGAACGUCCACGCAGUGUCAGUUGAAAAAUGUUCUGAGAACGGGAUGAUCAAUAUAGCUGAGCAUCUGGUGAUGUGUGGCCUGGCAGAAAACCUCACAUCUAAAAGGAAAAGUGCUUCCACUAAAGAGACACCACACAGCACAGAUUGCUGUUGCACGGAGUUACAGAAACAGAUUGAGAAACAUGAGCAGAUUCUCCUCUUCCUCUUAAACAACCCAACCAACCAAAAUAAAUUCAUAGAGAUGAAGAAGCUGCUGAGAAGCUAAAAACAUCAUCUCUUGGAAAUAGACACUGGAAAGAAAAGAGACAGCAAACGCCAGACCUGAGAAAGAAUUGUGUCUGUGUUUUGUUCACUAGAAUCGUUGCUUCCUCUUCUUUCCUUAGGGACUUUUGGCCACUCCGCCUGAGCUUGCUUACUUUGUUCUGUUGGGUUUGCUGCCCUCUCCCCAAUUCUUUCCACGAAAUACAUGAAUCUUACAGAAGAGAUUCAUGUAUGAGGUAGGCGCGGUGGUGCACACCUGUAAUCCCAGCCAUGAGCAGCAUGAGGCAAGAAGACCUCAAGUUCAAAGCCAGCAAGGGCCUAGUUAGAUGCUUUCUCACUACAGACAAGACCAAAACGACAUCAAGAUUCAAAAUGUAAGAGACGACUAGGAAGGAAUAUGAGGUACCUUCUGCUAAGAGUGUGUGUGUGUAUUUGCUCUACUGAGUAUAGAAGCUCGAGCCUCUCAUGUAUGAGGCAAGCUCUCCUCUUCCUCUGAGCUACAGUCCCAGCUCUAGCAUCUCUCUGUCUUGAAAGUGCUGAAGAGAAGGCGGCUAGGUGUUGCUUGGAUAGGUGUGGUCGGGUAGCUGGGUCUUAGCACUGUUUGUACAUUUCAGGCCUUUGCCAGUGAGAUGCUCCCUGUCAUUGCUGCCUCAUCCCAAUGGGCUCUGUUUGGUUCCUUGCUUCUGGGUGGCAUGUUUCCCUGUGUAACUUGUGGCUCACUCCAAGGAUGUGCACUGCUUCUCUCAGCUGUGCUUGGAUGGCUUGGCUUUUCAUCUUGGAUCAUAGUGUGUCCACAAGCUCCAGCCUUGGCACUAGGAAGACUCCAGAGGGCCUCCUGGGAUUUUACCCACUAGUCUGUAGCCAUUCAGACUUAUGCUCUAGAAAUAAUUCAUUAUCUUCUCAAACACAAAUUCAGUCAUCAAUUUAAAAAUGGAGAGCACAUUUGUCAUACCUCAUGAUCACAGAUUGUCUUAACCUUAGCCAUGUGCAGUAGAGUGUGCCUUCCUGACAGCCCAGUAGUCUCUCGUAAUUGUCCCACAGUUUCAGUGCCAUGUGGCCCUGUGGCAACCUAAUACGACAUCACCAACUCAACGUUGAUAAGUAAACAUUGCCGUGGGUGGGUUUGCUGACAGUGUGAGUCGGCGCCUCUGCUGAGUCUCAUGUAAAAAGUUGCUUGCAUGCUGACGCGCCUCAAACAGUUAAAUUUGUCCUGAUUCAGGCAAUAAAGC
This is a messenger RNA of Mus caroli (Ryukyu mouse), 4964 nucleotides long. NCBI's taxonomy places the organism in Eukaryota, Metazoa, Chordata, Mammalia, Rodentia, Muridae. The record is from RefSeq and is a predicted model, not a curated record.